Molecule: messenger RNA, 1236 nt
Organism: Hepatospora eriocheir
Lineage: Eukaryota; Fungi; Microsporidia; Hepatosporidae
Source: the annotation of a GenBank genome assembly
AUGAAUAUACAUAGUCCUUCAUUACUAACAGGUGUAAUAGAAAGUUUUCUAAAGAUAAAAACAGAGAAACCUAUUGUAAAAUUUAAUACAAUUCCAUUAAUGAUUGGGUGUUACAAACAUUCAAUGCGAGCUAUUCUACAGUGUUAUUAUGAUUAUCAUAGAAAGAAAGCUAUAGUAGAUAAUUUAAAAAAAGGAACUCAAAAUUUUAAUCAAAAUAUUUCUUUAAUGAGUGAAUUAGAAAAUUCGUUAGAAAAGAAAGUAUGUCAAUUUGAAAAAUAUUCUUUUCAAGAAGGUAUUCUAUUAAACAGCAUGCAUGAUAGUCUUUCUAAUAAGAAUUUUUAUGAGGGAGUAGAAGAAAUUUACAAAAAAAAAUUACAAGCUUAUUUUAAUGAUGAAUUUAAUUCUAAAAAACAAGAUUUGGCUUUUAAAGAAAAAGACGAGAAGAAGAAGAAAAAAAAUUUGUUAUCUUAUACCGAGAUAACUCAUGAUAGUAGAAACGUUCUUAAAACUUAUAAAGAUUAUUAUGAAGUACUUUAUGCUCAUUUAGAUAAAGAAUAUGGUAAAUAUUUGAGGAGUUUAGAUGGAAUUAAUACAGCAAUUCAUGAGUAUAAACCUUUUGAAUAUGUAGAAAACAGCCCUUUCUGGUGUAUUAUGAAUGGUUAUUUUUUAAACUUAUGGAGUUUGAAUUAUAGAGCAUUCUAUUUAGUUUCCCAUUGUGUAAAUUCUAUUAUAAAUGAUAAUAAAAUUAAAAAAUUUAAUAGAACAGAUUUGUAUUUAAUUGAUGGAGUUGAAUGGCAUGAGAAAGAUGAAUACACUGAGAUCUGUGAUAAAUUUAUUGAUAAAUUUACUAUUCUUCUUUGUGAAGUUGUUCAAAAAGCUAAAGACAUAAAAGAAUGUAAAUUAAUUAUAGAAGACCAGAUGGCUCGUGGUGCGACUACAACUUGUUUAGGUUUUAAAGUUGUAAGUACAAAUCCGGUUUGUUUAUUUAAACAUAAGCAAGCACAAAAAGAUUUAAAUUCAAUUCAAAUUGAUUUUAAAAAAACCGUUGAGAAUUUUGAUAAAAAGAUUGAACCUGUUAAAAACAAUAAAACAUAUCAAGAAUAUUUUGAUAUUGUGGAAAAUCAAAAACGUUUUAUUAAUUAUUUUAUUGAAAUAUCUAAUUUUAAUGUUAGUGGUAAAUAUUAUUUUAUUUUUAAUGAUUUCGUAAAAAGAGUUUGUUUUGUUGAAGAAGAAUAA